GGCGCAAUGGCCGCCAGUCCCUUUGCGACGCACCUCGCGGCAACAUGUCUCCCGUGUGGCUCGUGCUCGCUUUGCUCCCAAUCCUCGGGGGCGCUCAACGAUUCAACUGCCGGGGACGCAUCCUCGGGGCGUACUAUGCCGACGCCAAAUCUGGAUGCAAGGCGUUCCACGUGUGCGUGAGAGUGGCUGGAGGCGGCGUUCGAGACUUCAGGUUCUUCUGUCCCCCUGGUACCUUGUUCCACCAGGAGGCACAGACUUGUACCGACUGGGGCGACGACGACGCCCUGGCCUGUCCGGCAGACAUCUACGAUGGUCAGUUCGAUCUCUACAAGAUCGGAUCUGGUUUUGACACAAAGAAAGUAUCGACUUCCGGAAACCGAGAAGAAGAAACCGAGUUUGGACUUCAGAGAGCAGAAACCGGUGACCGCCGUCUUUCGCAAAACGCUGGAUCAAACAGUGCCGCCUCUGAUCUUCGAGCAGCUCACUCAUCGGACUUUUUCACCGGACAACGGGACCGAGGUCGAGACGAACCGGUAGCCCAAACCCAAUCGCCAACUCCAGUACCACCAGGUCGACCAGCCUUUCAAUCUUUCAGGAGAUCGUCAACAGCACGUGUAACAUAUUCAACGACCCAGUACACCACACCAACCCCUGCCCCAUCUACUAAAUCACAGCCUUCGAGUCCAAAUCAAUACAAUGUUCCCAAACGAAAGAUAAGGAAACGCCCAAUAUACACCCCCACUCCACCACCAACGACUACAGCAGCCCAAUACACUUUCCCUCCACAAACAUAUUCUGAAUCCCCACAACAAAAUGUGAACCGUAAAAAUCCUACCCAUAUCAAGCAGACUCCGACAACCGUAAACAUACCUCCUCAAUACAAAGACGAGUAUGUAGAAGUGAGCAAAGUCCCUGCAAAACAAAACAACAAUAGAUAUUUCUCUAAUAAUCCCUCUCCUACUCCAUUUUCACAAACCACACAGGCGCCUACUAAAAACGAGCCUCUAGUAGAGUUAUAUAACUAUGAAAUUCAGUCCACUCCUGUAACAAACGUUAAUAAUUACAAUAACAACCCAGCGUUCAAGGUGCGAAAUAGUUUCAAUGUACAAUCUGAAUUUUCUAAAGAGCCCGACUAUGUAAAAGUAAGGAACUUAAAUGAUAACAACAACCGAGGUUCACCUACCACUACAGUUGACUACAAUUCUGUCCGCGGCACAAGCACGCCUGCCUACAGGAACUUUAACAGCGUUUCUUAUGAACCAGAAAAGAAUAAUUUUGCUUCAUUUUCAGGUGCCAAACAAAGCUAUUUUAAUAAUCCCACGACCACUGCUGCUUCUACCACUUUUUAUACCACUACCCGUGUCGAUCCCUUCGCUAACUUAAACACCGUGGCUUAUAAUACAAAUAUAGGUUUUAAUACUCAAUCUUCGAAUUACGCUGAGAGCGUAGAAGACGAUGGACAAUAUCGACCGCCCCAAGGCGAGGACGAUGGGCAGUACAGACCGGAACUUUACGAGCGUGAAACAGAAUUGCUAUCAGGCGCCCACUCAUUGAACAUAGCAGCCAGCGGCAAUAGAUUGCCAGAAGAUCAGAAACAGAACAAAAUUCAUUCACAAAAGGUAUCUGCUAAAACGUCUGCCCCUCGACCGUUUAGACCUGCACCGCCGCAGUAUUCAACAACCACUCCUCCACCGGCAUUUGAAUAUACUACUACAAUAAGACCGCGACCCGAACCAACGACACUGCGACCUUUCGAUUAUUACCAAACUUACACGACGACUCAGAGACCUUACGAACCGCCUUCUCCUCAACCUUAUACUUUUGCUCCGUCUAGUAAUGCAGUAAAAAUUACUACUACGUCAGCCCCUAGGACGACUGAACGGCAUCAACCAAGAGAGACAGCACCACCGACUUCGCCUCCUUCAUCGUACUCGUCGAAAUCCACAAAACCGCCAUAUUACUCAAAGGCAAAGCCCAUACGCCAAGAGGACAACAGUUACGACUACGCAUAUUACGAUACAGACCCUGGCUUUUCGGAAUAUGAUCAAAUAGAAGAAUUUGGUAGAACAAAAACUAGAGUAUAAAUAGUUUAUUCAUUGCUUUUACUGCCAUUAUUGUAGUCGCCUCUUUAGAUAACGAAUUAAAACACUGCCUGUACAUGUUUAAUUUCUAAGUUCAGUGUGUUAAUUUUGAGAUUAUUGUAAGGAUUAGGUAAGUGCAAUACCUACUAACAAUUUACAAAAUAGAUCUAAUUUUGCCGCAGUAAAUUACUUUUAAGAAACUAUUUAUAUUCAUUCAAAAAUCGUAUUUAUUUAUUUAAGCACUACUAAUAGAAUCUGUUGUAAAAUAAACAAGUGUUAUCAACCGUUUCUCAUAACUAAAGUUUGUACUCUAACUGUCCAGUUCCACAGUAAUCUAAGGAGGCCUUCCAUUUUAAUGUUACCUUAAAUUAUUAUUUUGUGAUAUUAUUGUGGAUGCUUGUAUUAAAUUAAUUAAGUUAAAACUAUUAAGUAGUAAUUAGGUAAAAUAUUUUUUCAGGUUGUCAUUCAUAUUAUCAGGCAUCUAUCCACUUUCCGGAUAUUUGUAAGAAUUAUUUAGUCCUUUCAUUUGUUUUAAUUUCGCAAAAUAAAUCUAUCAAUAGAUAGACGUUUUAUAUUUAAAUACUUACCCUUUCGUCCAAAUGCAUUCGAUAUAUUUUAUAAUAGAACUACAUAGUAAGGGUAAAUUAUAUGUAUAUCCGGAAAACGGAUGUCAAUAUCCUGGCCAUUAAUUUAAUUUAAAUUAUAAAAUGAUACAGUUAUGUUAAUAUUUGAGUACAAUAAUGAUGAGCUGCUUAAAUUGUAAAAUAUUUCUUUGUAAAUAAAGUUUUUGUAAAAAUGG
Messenger RNA from Maniola jurtina (meadow brown), 2880 nucleotides. Its product is annotated as adhesive plaque matrix protein-like. Bases 45 to 2084 code for a protein of 679 amino acids. The transcript is spliced from 3 exons. Gene Ontology annotation, cellular component: extracellular region. Gene Ontology annotation, molecular function: chitin binding. The record is from RefSeq and is a predicted model, not a curated record. Lineage: Eukaryota; Metazoa; Arthropoda; Insecta; Lepidoptera; Nymphalidae.